AUGUGGGAAACAGCGACAUGCCAGCCAGUUGGUAAGUCUUCCAUUGAACCUUUUUUAGAAAAUCGCAUUAAAGGCCUGCCUUACAUCGUGCGGAAUGGGGACGGAACAUGGGGUGAAAUGGCAGUUCUCGAAAUUACUCAUGUCAACCAUAUACCGUGUUUUAUUGGACUGGCACUUGCAAAUAUUUUAGGUUUUACCAUGCCAGGACCUAAACUGUGUGGAAACACUUUACCACCAAUUGAAAACGGACAAUCAACAAUGAAUACUGAGCAAGAUUCUACGUUUGGUGCAACAGCCACUGUGACUUGUGAGACCGGAUAUCAGCGAAAUAAACCUAAGAUUUCAUGUCAGGCUAACGGGACGUGGGAACAGGCGACAUGCCAGCCAGUUGACUGUGGAAACACUUUACCACCAAUUGAAAACGGACAAUCAACAAUGAAUAGUGAGCAAGAUUCUACGUUUGGUGCAACAGCCACUGUGACUUGUGAGACCGGAUAUCAGCGAAAUAAACCUAAGAUUUCAUGUCAGGCUAACGGGAUGUGGGAACUGGCGGCAUGCCAGCCAGUUGACUGUGGAAGCACUUUACCACCAAUUGAAAACGGACAAUCAACAAUGAAUACUGAGCAAGAUUCUACGUUUGGUGCAACAGCCACUGUGACUUGUGAGACCGGAUAUCAGCGAAAUAAACCUAAGAUUUCAUGUCAGGCUAACGGGAUGUGGGAACAGGCGACAUGCCAGCCAGUUGACUGUGGAAACACUUUACCACCAAUCGAAAACGGACAAUCAACAAUGAAUACUGAGCAAGAUUCUACGUUUGGUGCAACAGCCACUGUGACAUGUGAGACCGGAUAUCAGCGAAAUAAACCUAAGAUUUCAUGUCAGGCUAACGGGAUGUGGGAACAGGCGACAUGCCAGCCAGUUGACUGUGGAAACACUUUACCACCAAUUGAAAACGGACAAUCAACAAUGAAUACUGAGCAAGAUUCUACGUUUGGUGCAACAGCCACUGUGACUUGUGAGACCGGAUAUCAGCGAAAUAAACCUAAGAUUUCAUGUCAGGCUAACGGGAUGUGGGAACAGGCGACAUGCCAGCCAGUUGACUGUGGAAACACUUUACCACCAAUUGAAAACGGACAAUCAACAAUGAAUAGUGAGCAAGAUUCUACGUUUGGUGCAACAGCCACUGUGACUUGUGAGACCGGAUAUCAGCGAAAUAAACCUAAGAUUUCAUGUCAGGCUAACGGGAUGUGGGAACUGGCGGCAUGCCAGCCAGUUGACUGUGGAAACACUUUACCACCAAUUGAAAACGGACAAUCAACAAUGAAUACUGAGCAAGAUUCUACGUUUGGUGCAACAGCCACUGUGACUUGUGAGACCGGAUAUCAGCGAAAUAAACCUAAGAUUUCAUGUCAGGCUAACGGGAUGUGGGAACAGGCGACAUGCCAGCCAGUUGGUAAGUCUUCCAUUGAACUUUUUUUUUAUUUGAUAAAGCGUGCUUACACCGGUGCGGAAUGGGGACGACAUGGGGUGAAUGUCAGUUCGAAAUUAUUCAUGUCAUACAUAUCCAUGUUUUAUGGACUGGCACUUGCAAAUAUCUUAGGUUUUACCAUGCCAGGACAAAUUUUCUAUUUUAAAAAACUUUGGCGUUAG
Molecule: messenger RNA, 1650 nt
Organism: Ruditapes philippinarum (Manila clam)
Lineage: Eukaryota; Metazoa; Mollusca; Bivalvia; Venerida; Veneridae
Product: E-selectin-like
Exons: 8
Coding region: 1-1650 (549 amino acids)
Source: RefSeq, a predicted model, not a curated record